AUGGUCAUCACCACACCACCCCAAUCAGCAUCACAAUCGCCAACAUCACCAACGAACACCCACGUAGCGAUUCCAGGGUACAACUACUUGGCGGCCACACCGAUCACAGCCACAGCCUUCACCUACCCGCCACACGGCGUAACUCCAGAGCACCACGCACGCAUCAGCUACAUACCACGCGACAUCAUAACAGCAACCGGAAGUGCAGCUUCUUUUUUGACUUCCGCUCGUCUGGUGGCUCCACCCACACGACUUGAACUCACGCACGCCAACGGAAACAGUUUAACAGGACCAGCCGUCAUGUCGCCUGUGUUGCAAUGCGCUGCCGAGCAACAACAUUUUGUCAUACAUCAACAACCCAUCAACAUUAGAAGCAACCAGCAACAACAACUACCACAGCACAACGCUGUGGCGCUCAUCAACAGCAACAGCAGCAACAGCAAUAGCAGCAACGGUUGCAGCAACUCGCAGCGGUUAUCGCAACAGCAACAACAACCGCAACAACAUCAACUGCAACUUCAACAGCAGCAACAAGCAGCGCAGAGUUUGUUGACACUGCAGGAAUAUCCACAGGAAAGCAACGGUGUAGAUUUCGGUGUAAUAAUUAAAUUAGAAUAA
Helobdella robusta is the source of this 618-nucleotide messenger RNA. RefSeq lists its product as hypothetical. Lineage: Eukaryota; Metazoa; Annelida; Clitellata; Rhynchobdellida; Glossiphoniidae. Bases 1 to 618 code for a protein of 205 amino acids. The transcript has 2 exons. The record is from RefSeq and is a predicted model, not a curated record.